CAAUGGAUUGUUUGGCGACAAAUCAUAUCCUUUGAUAUUAAGGAAUUAAAGAAGAACACAUUAUCCAAUUAUUAAAGAUGGCUACCAAUUCAAAUGUAUUCACCGACAAGGAGACCAAUAACUGGUUCAAGGCGUGCAUAGCACUUAAUGUGACGAAGGAAGGAUUGACUAACUUUGUGGACAAAGAAAUAAAAAAGGUCCAUAAUGCUAUUGGGAGAAGUUGUGGGAAUUGCUUGACCGAGAAUUUGGUUAAAUGUCCAACUAAAGGAACAUGUAAACAGUUUGCAAAUUGCAACUUCCAUAAUUCAAUAACGAAACGAACCAGACAAUGUCCCCGCAAUCUGUGUAAUUCGGUUAUGAAAAACAUCAUCACCCAACAUAGAUACAAUGGACCUUCUUGGAUCAACACCAACGCGAAACAAUGGUCGACCAAUCACUGGCAAAUCGCCAAAUGUUUUUUCCCACCGGAUGGAUAUAUUAAUGUUUCGUCAGUACAAGCAACGGACUUCAAUGGUGUCAUCAGCGUGCUUCUUAACUGCAAACACUUUGACAAUUGUUUUUCGUUUACCAUCGCACCGAAAGAACCGGCACCGAAAUGCGUUUUAACACAGGCCCGUGAAUUAGGCCGAACUAUUCGUCACACACCCGACUGCAAAGUCACAGACGCUGAACUAGUUGACUACCUACAUACAUUGGACACGCUUCUGGCUGAUCCAAAGUUUUUAGCACAGGAUCCUGCUGCUACAUUGGCCAGAACUAAACUAGCGAAUUUACAGAAGGACGGAGUUAUCUUAACUAAGGCUGAAUUCGAUGAAUAUUUGAAAGAGCUGCAUCGAUUACUGAUAAAGGCACAACAGACCGGUGAACAGAUUUCCCUUGCAAAAGAAUCUGUGUUGCAAGAGAUUUCUACAUACAUGAAUGUACAUACGACGGAUGGCUUACUUGAGAUAGAAAAGAAGACACAUGAGGCCAUACAACGGAUUGGUAAAGAAGUAAUAAAACAGACAACUGCAAACUACGAACAAGCUUCACAAGAAUUUGCACGGCGUAUUAAGCGUUUCUACGCUGAGAAUUUAAUGCACGUGCCGGUUUCACCAUUGUUACCAAGCUGCGAUAAAGAUCUACGAGAAAUGUAUGUAACUCCAAUAAUAUACAGAAUAGAACAACUUCAAGAUGGUUCACGCAAGAAAACCGAUCAAAUUUACACAUACAAAGACAUAAUCUGCCAAGAGGAUAUGUCUAUUCGAAGAGUAUUCUUACAAGGCGAGCCCGGCACAGGUAAAUCUACAUUUGCUGCAAAAUUGGUUCUAGACUGGUGUUCAGAGCUUCCUCAAUCAAAAGACCCAUAUGAACAAGACGCCGAAUUUGACGAUGUUACAUCACUGCAUGAAUUCAAAUUCGUUUUUCACAUCGCGUUAAGAAAUUCAAUUGAUCAGCGUGAGAUAGAGACGAUGAUUAAAGAUCAAAUUAUAGACAUGAUAUAUGCGAAAGAAGAUCGUUCAGACGCCUGCAAACUUGUUCAACAAAUAUUUGAAAAAGAAAAAUGCCUUUUGGUUCAAGAUGGUCUUGACGAUUGGGUCGAUUCAAAAGGCAAAGUUGCUCAACCGAUAAUGAUACCUCAUGGUAAUCAAUGUACAAUAUUUAUCACAACUCGGCCGUGGAAAAUGUCUGAUGAUCGGAUUAAAGACUCACAAAUUGAUGGUCUGGUUGAACUAGACGGAGUAAAUGACCCUUUCAAGCUAAGUGAACGGAUUAUGGGUUGUCUCGUGUUUGAUGAGUUAGAAGGUAAACACGAUGAAUUCAAAACUCACAUAAUGAAAACAUGUGGAUUAAAGGAAUUGAUAACUUCACCAAUGAUGGUUGCAUUACUUGUAUGCUCGUGGCUAGAUGGAAUACACUUGAAAGGAUCCUUGUGUGAAAUAUACAGCAUUCUGAUCGAUAGUCUUAUUAAAAAGGCAAGCAAUAUAACUGGUUAUUUUCAUCCGCCACCAGUCAAGUGUUUUAAAGACACAAACUAUAUACAACCAAACAUUGCAUUUAUACAAGCUCUUUCAAAAACAGCUUUUGCAUUACUGUUUUCGGAUGCAAAGGAAAGCUCGAUAGUGUUUAGCGAAAAUAUUUUGUUAUCAUAUGUGUCAAACGAACACAAAAACUUUGCUCUCAAAGCUGGUAUUUUAUUGGAAAGAAAAACAUCAGGGUUUACUAAACGAUCAAUCACGUGCUCAUUCAUCCAUAAGACUUUACAAGAAUUUCUAGCUGCUUACCAUAUCGCAAGAAAUGAAAAGAUGAUCGAUGAUGUAAUUUUCAGGUACCUUAACGCAUUUUCUGACGCGUUUCUCGAAAUAUCUCAGGUAUUUGUCUUUUUAUGUGGAUUAAACAUUAAAGCAGCGAACCAACUUUCAUGUUUAAUAAAUCAGAAAACCAAAGCAAUUGGUCCAGAUACUGAUGUAAGUCGCAAACUACAACACAUGGUGAUCAAUGGAUACGAAGAAGCAAAUGCCAACCAAUAUACGCACAAAGACAUAUGUUUACAACUUACUCACUUUUAUUUUGACUAUACAGUGAACAAAGAUCAAAACGCCUUAUCGUGCAUCAUGGAAGCAAAUGCAUCACGUGUUCUGUCAUUGGGCGUUGCUGAUCGAGCAGAAACAUCGGCACAGGCUUGUGUGCUAAGAGACGCACACGUAUUGAGUAAGCUAAUAAAAUCGGUUUGCAAAUGUCUAAAAUAUUUGUAUUUAGAUGUAGACAUUGUUGAAAAAAAAAUGGACCUAUCGUCUUGCCGCAAAUUAGAAACUGUAUGUGUCAAUGGAGCUGUGAAUCUGUCCCGGGGUUGUUUUUUAACACUUACGGAUCUAAAACACCUUACACUUACACUGUGUUGCACGUGGAAUCGAUUAGACCUUUCAUCCUGUCAACAUUUAAGAACAUUAGAUCUCAGUGGACCAGGAACCUUAUUACCUACCGCACUAAACAGCCUAAAGAGACUUGAACAUCUUACGCUAUCCUGCGCGUGUGUUGGUCUGGACUUGUCACAUUGCCACGAAAUUGAAACAAUUGAACUCAGAGGAGAGAUCACCUUGCAACCGAAAACCCUAUCUAAACUAACUAAACUAACAAGUAUUGUUUUAUAUCGAACGAACAAAAUAUUUUUAAAAAAUUAUAAAACUCCUGAAAAAUUUACACUACCACUUGCGCCAUCUAUCAAGCAUUUAAAACUUGUACACUGCAACCUGCAAUCCGAUGUGCUUUGUCAUUUGUUUGACACCUUGUCGAUGUUUGAUCGCAAUGUGACAUGCACGCUUUAUGCGCUUAUAAUUUUUGAAAAGGAUCAGGAAAGGAUCAGACACACAGGGAAUCAAACUUAUAAGGCGUGUAUUCAUUUGAUAUGUGAUGAAGACAGUUUUUUUUUAUACGAGGCACUGGAAAACAUGAGGAUUCGGAGUCUGAGUCUGGAGAGCGUGAACGAUUUGUCAAUAUUUCAAGAAACAAUAAAAACAAUCACGGGUUUGGAAAAGCUUCGCAUUGUUGUCAACACAUUCGCAAUUGUCAACACAUGCACAAAAGCCGGGUUUGAGCUGCCCCUUUCGGUAAACCAUAUGCUACUGGUAUUCCUAUCUUUGACGCCGUCAGGGCUUCAAGUGCAGUUGGAUAAACUCAAAGAAGGAACACAAAAUUGUUUGGAUGUUGUAUUAAUGUUUGGCUGUGAAGGUCCAUUGGACCAGUAUAAAAAUAUUCUAACCCAGCUUGAGGCAUUCACAAAUGUACACUUUGAGAAGUAUGAAAUACUUGAUAGAAGGAAUAUUCACAGUUAUAAAACUGAUGUUACCGAUGAUGAUGCAGAGAAAAACGAUUUGAGGAAUUUGGAGGAUGAUAGCAAAGAGGACACGAACUUCAUCCGUAAAGUGCGGUUCCAAGCUGAGAAAAUAAUAAAGAUAGCAUUACAUUUUAAUUAAGAUUUUUACUUGAACUAUAUCAUUUAUAUAACAGUAAGCCUCUACUGCAUGUGGACAGUUAGAUCCACGAAUUCACUGUUUCCAACGAACAAUUACUCCAUAAGAAACUUUCAAUAUCUUGGAGAAAUAAGUGAUAAUAUUACACUAUUUAUUUACUUUAACAUGUAUGUAUUGAUGAUCGAUUCCAUUCAUUUUUAAUUCCUAAAUUUAGUUGUCAACUGGAUAUAUGCACUGCAAAAAUCACCAAAUUUUGAGUUUUAUAAUUCAAUGUAUGUAUUUGAUGAGACGAUUACUUGUUGAAUUUAUUUUGGUAUGUACUGGUGUUGGAUAAUUCAAAAUUUGUGUGCUUUAUUUUCCAAUUCAGAGAACUGUUUUUUUUAAUAAACAUA
Molecule: messenger RNA, 4342 nt
Organism: Dreissena polymorpha
Lineage: Eukaryota; Metazoa; Mollusca; Bivalvia; Myida; Dreissenidae
Exons: 4
Coding region: 78-3953 (1291 amino acids)
Source: RefSeq, a predicted model, not a curated record